Molecule: messenger RNA, 2136 nt
Organism: Brassica napus (rape)
Lineage: Eukaryota; Viridiplantae; Streptophyta; Magnoliopsida; Brassicales; Brassicaceae
Product: probable transcription factor PosF21
Exons: 4
Coding region: 709-1890 (393 amino acids)
Biological process (GO): regulation of DNA-templated transcription
Cellular component (GO): nucleus
Molecular function (GO): DNA-binding transcription factor activity
Source: RefSeq, a predicted model, not a curated record
UUGGUAUUUUCUUAUUAAAAAUACUUAUUAUAAAAGUCAUCAAGAUUAAUUAAUAUGUAUAUAUAUUGGCAGCACUCGACUGAUUAAAAAUAAAAAAAAAAAAAAAAAAUCGUGGACCGUCACGUGUCAGUGUGGUUCUCGAACAGUUGAAAAAACCCACCGAAAAUGUUUCUUAUUUGGCGAUUUGGGCAUACGGUAUUUGGCGACUUGGGCAAACAAUAGUGCCCCCUCCACGUAAGAAACGCGCGAUGCAAUGCUCUUAUACAUACGAUCAUCUUAGCUGAUCUAACGGCUAGAAAACAUCGUUCAUAUCGACACGCUAAAGCACCUGAUUAUCCCCCAACUUCCGACCAAGACGGUACACACGGUUCUACCACUUCGUACCUGUGCAAUAAUAAUCCAUCAAACCGAACACAAUCAAAACGACAUCGUUUUAGAGAGAAUGUUCGUCUUCUUCCUCCUCCUCGGAUCUCUCUUAUAAUUUUUUUUUCUUCUUCUGGGAAAAAACCUCAACUUUCUCAGAUAAUUACUCAAUUCAAACUAUUCUUUCGUCUCUCGCCGAUCUCUCUGUGGAUCAUUCUGCUGUUUAGAUCUCUGUAAGUGUGUAAAAAUCCAAUCUUUAUUUUUUCUAGGGUUUUCGUUUUUGAUUUAGGGAUUGAGAUAAAGCAUUCGACUUUCGUAGUUUCCCUAAUCUAGUCUACUCCGGAAAUGGAUAAGGAGAAAUCUCCUGCACCUCCUCCUAGUGGAGGCCUUCCUCCACCAUCAGGUCGUUACUCUGCGUUUCCUCCUCUGACUCCUCCUCCAAGCGGGAGCUCAGAUGCUAACCGGUUCAGUCACGAUAUAAGCCGAAUGCCCGAUAACCCGCCUAAGAACCUAGGCCAUCGCCGAGCUCACUCAGAGAUCCUAACUCUCCCUGAUGACUUGAGCUUCGACAGCGAUCUUGGCGUCGUUGGUGGUGCCCCUGAUGGACCUUCUUUCUCUGAUGACGCGGAUGAGGACUUGAUGUCAAUGUAUCUCGACAUGGAUAAGUUCAAUUCCUCCGCGAGUUCCUCCUGUGAGCCAGCGGAGCUGGUUUGGAGGAAUGAGUUAGCCUCGACUACUACGCCUGGUGGUGUUGGGUCUAGUGAAAGGCCGAGGAUAAGGCACCAGCACAGCCAAUCGAUGGAUGGCUCAACGAGUCUUAUGUCUGGGAGUGAGGAUGUGUCUGGAGGAGUUGACUCUAAGAAAGCUAUCUCUGCUGCUAAGCUCUCCGAGCUUGCUCUCAUCGAUCCUAAACGUGCUAAGAGGAUAUGGGCGAAUAGGCAGUCUGCUGCGAGGUCGAAAGAGAGGAAGAUGAGAUACAUAGCGGAGCUAGAGAGGAAAGUACAGACUUUACAAACGGAAGCUACUACUCUAUCUGCGCAGUUGACUCUCUUACAGAGAGAUACAAAUGGUCUGAGUGUUGAAAACCAUGAGCUGAAACUUAGAGUACAAACUGUGGAGCAACAAGUUCACCUGCAGGAUGCAUUAAAUGACGCACUGAAGGAGGAAGUUCAGCAUCUUAAGGUCCUAACGGGGCAAGGUGUUUCGAAUGGUGGUGCAUCAUCAGUAAUGAACUAUGGUUCUUUUGGGUCAUCAAACCAGCAAUUCUAUACCAAUAAUCAGUCGAUGCACACUAUGCAAGCCACACAACAGUUCCAGCAGCUCCAAAUCCAUUCGCAGAAACAACAACAGCAAUUUCAGUUUCAGCAGCAGCAGCAACUGUAUCAGCUUCAGCUUCAGCAGCAACGGAUUCAACAGCAGGAACAACAAAGCGGUGUGGCGGAGCCGAGAAGGCCUAUGUCUUCUUCGGGCCAGAAAGAGAGUGUGACAUCAUCGCCUGAUCUUGAGUCUCCCUCCACAAAAGACUGAAGAGAGUUGACUGUGUUAGUGUCUAGUUUGGUGAAUCUCCUUUCUCUUUCCAGUUACAAAGCUGUGGCGUUUCCUCCCUGAUCAGAGGCUCAUGGGGUUUGGGACAUAUUUGAUUCUAUUUAGUUAAAAUAAACAAGACACCUUAGAAGCUGUUAGUGAAGCCUUUGCCUGUUGUAGUCUCUGUUAACCGUAUUCAAAUUCUUUUGACUUUUGUUAUAUUUGAAACGUCUCUUGUUUGGUUUUGGA